Messenger RNA from Monodelphis domestica (gray short-tailed opossum), 7043 nucleotides. NCBI's taxonomy places the organism in Eukaryota, Metazoa, Chordata, Mammalia, Didelphimorphia, Didelphidae. The record is from RefSeq and is a predicted model, not a curated record.
UACAGAAUGGACAACCUCUCAGCAACUCAGCCUCAUUUUCUAUUAUUACAUCCCUGAAUGAUAUCGGAAACUAUACCUGUAUUGCAACUAACUCAUUUACUGGCUUGACGCGCACUGCAAACAAGACUCUUAUGAUCUAUGCACCACUGUCCAAACCUACCAUUCUCACCUCCAACAAUACUGCAGUGGAGACCAAAGACUUCUCAUUGACCUGCAAUGCUACAGGUCAAAUUCACGCUUACAAGUGGUUCAUAAACGGAGUUGCCCCAGCUGGUCGCAGGAUACAGCUGUCACCAGAUAGGAGGACACUCACUCUCCAAAGUCUCAAAAGAAGAGUUAACAAAGGGCCCUGUGUGUGUGAAAUCGAGAACCCAUUUUAUCGCAAUAGGAGUGAUCCAUUCACACUGGAUGUUCUGUCUAUUCUCUGCGCAGCGCCACUGUCCAAACCUACCAUUGUCACCUCCAACAUUACUGCAGUGGAGACCAAGGACUUCUCAUUGACAUGCCAGGCUACAGGCCAAAUUCACACUUACCAGUGGUUCAUAAACGGAGUUGCCCCAGCUGGUAGCAGGAUACAGCUGUCGCCAGAUAAGAGGACACUCACUCUCAGCAGGCUCACAAGAAGAGAUAACAAAGGGCCAUAUGAGUGUGAAAUCCGGAAUCCAUUUUCUAGCAAUAGGAGUGAUCCAUUCACACUGGAUGUUGCCUAUGGCCCAGAUAUUGCCACAAUUGACCGUAUAAGCGAUCAGUUCGCAACGGGGAUAAAUGUUACCUUGAGCUGUGUUGCUGAUUCUAACCCACCAGCACAAUUCACUUGGUUACAGAAUGGACAAUCUGUCAGCAACUCAGCCUCAUUUUCUAUUAUUACAUCCCUGAAUGAUAUCGGAAACUAUACCUGUAUUGCAACUAACUCAUUUACUGGCUUGACGCGCACUGCAAACAAGACUCUUAUGAUCUAUGCACCACUGUCCAAACCUACCAUCAUCACCUCCAACAAUACUGCAGUGGAGACCAAGGACUUCUCAAUGACAUGCAAUGCUACGGGUCAAAUUCACGCUUACCGGUGGUUCAUAAAUGGACUUGACCUAGGUGGUAACAGGAUACAGCUGUCGCCGGAUAAGAGGACACUCACUAUCCUCAGUCUCAGAAGAACGGAAAACAAAGGGCCCUAUGUGUGUGAAAUCGAGAACCCAUUGUUUAGGAAAAGGAGUAAUCCAUUCACACUGAAUGUUACCUAUGGACCAGAUAACGCCACAAUUGUACAUUCAGCCAAUGAGUACCCUACUGGGGCAAAUAUUACCUUGAGCUGUGUUGCUGAUUCUAACCCAGCAGCACAAUUCACUUGGUUACACAAUGGACAACCUGUCAGCAACUCAGCCACAUUUUCUGUUAUUGCAUCCCUGAAUCAUGCUGGCACUUAUACCUGUACUGCAUCUAACUCAUUCACUGGUUUGACGCGUACUGCAACCAAGAAUAUUAUAAUCUAUGGUGAGUAUCUGGAUUGGGCCCCCAACUUUGUGUGGGGCUCUCUCUUUCCCUGGCAUGACAGAAAUAGACAAAAGUGACACUCUCCCCCCCCCCUGGUCCCAUGGCACAGUGCAUUGUGGUAGAAAGAGCCCUGAGCUCAGAAUCAUAAAACUUGGAUAGAAUCCUUUCUUUUCUGUCUACUCUCUGUGUAGUAAAUGACUCCUCCUUUUGAGGCCUCAGUUUCUUUAUCUGGAAAAAUGAAUUACAUUUUCUCUGUAUAUAAUAGCAUUCUAUGAGUAAAGGUCCUUUUUAUAUGGUAGGUAUAAAAAGCAUGUGAGUUGUCUUCAUCAUCCUUGUUAUUGAUAUUGUAUUAUUCUCUUCUGUCCUAGUGAUAUACAACCUUCUUCAUCUCCCAAAUUCUAGGACCGCAGGUUCAAUGACUGCCCAAUACUCUUUCCUUCAAUCCCUUUCCCUUGGUGCUGUGGAACCACGGAAUAUUUCUAGUCUUGGUUGGAGUAUAAGCUAUGGUCAUGCAAUGGGGCUGGCCUUGAUUCCCCUUGGUAGGGAAAUUCUGGAGAUGGAAAGGAAGAUAUAAACUUUGUCUCCUUUCACACAAAGAGAUUCACCAUUGGACAUAUAUUUUCCUCUUUGUGGCAUUAAAUGCCACAUGGAAGCAUGUCUCUUGUGAGGCCUGGUUCUGAUCUAUUGGCUUUAGCAUUCAGUAGCUGGAUCCACUGUAGAAUUCCUGCUGCCCAAUUAAUUCACUGGUCUGACUUUCCUAUGUACAGAUGACAGACCCUCCAUUCCCAUAAUCACAUUAAUGUACAGCAGGACCAGAGAGAGAUCAUCUCUGGCCUUAGUUUCCUUUUAUUUCAUGUAGUUUUAUUGUUACAAACCUUAGGGGUAUCCCAACUUCCUGUCCCUGCCUCUAGGAAUGUUCUGAAUGGAGAGCAGGGGGGAGAGAUAGAAUUGUGAAGUGGGGAAGUGACCUUGGGGAAGUCAGACACCAACAGGAUAUACUUUAGAGCUGGAAUGAUUUUUUAUUGGCCUCAAUCUGUACAUGGGGAUGAUGAAAGCACACAUUUUAAAUGAUCAUAUAAUUAUCUGUUUGUCAUUUUCUUUUGUUAACUAUUUUCCAAUUACCUUUUCCCCUGGUUCAUACAGCACCUGAGAAUGUUGCAGGCUAUGUAUUUGACACCCAUGGUUGAAAAGAGCUUUUUCUUAAUUUAUUUCUUUCCAAUUAACUAAAAUCUAUUUUCCGUCCCCCUUCUACCUUCUACCAGUAAUGAAAACUAAAAUCUUUGGGACAGGUAUGAGUUGUGCCUGCCUGUAGCCACAAAUUAAUAUAUUCCUAGGUGGACACCUGAGAAGGAGAGUUAGAAACUGAGAGAAAAUGGGUGAAGGGGAUAUAGAGAAAGAGGAAAUAGAACAAAGGAAGAGAGACUCAGAGACAAGGCUUCAAGAGCUUGGGAUCCAGCCUGUGUGCUCCUCUGAUGGUGGUAGAGAGAAAGAGAGAGUGAACUAUAUAUGUCCUCAAUCUUUUAUUGGAGGAUCAAGGAAUGGGGAAUGGAGGUAGCUAAUGAUCAUUUUACAAGGCACAAGACUUAACAUUGGUUCAACUGACUACCACAAGAUCAAAUAGGAGGGGUUUAUUCAAACAUGUGACCUGGUAUGGAAUCUGGUCAGACAAGGUGUGAACUAGGACCCUAUGGCAGCUUACCUGGGAAUUCUUCUUAUUUUUGGACUGUAGAUUUGGAGAGUAGUCAGAAUUAAUACAGUACCUAUUAAAUGCAAUGAUCAAGACUAAUAAGCCUAUGAAUCCAGUACAUGAGCACAUAAGUUGCAAUAUUUACAUAUUAAUAAUUGUUUCAAGAUUAAAAUACAUGUAUGAUGCCGCAUGGACAAUCAAGGAAAACUAAUUUCAGAGCUCAAAAAAUAUGUGUUGCAACUUACACCCUCAGUCCAUCCCAUUUCUGAAGAGAGGCAGCUGAUUUCAUAGGAAGUCUAUAGCUUUUUGUAGAAACUGAGUAACUUAUUUCAUCAUGGGUCUUCUGCAGUCCUGGUUGGUCAGUGCAGUGAUGAGAGGUCCCAUGGGUUUCCAAGUUGUUUGCCUUCAGAACAAUGUGGGUAUUGUAUAUAUUAUCUCUUGGUUCUACUCACUUCAUUCUGUAUCAGUUCAGAUAAAUCUUCUGAAGUUUCUUUUCUUGAACUCAUUCUGUUCAAUGUUUCUAUGAGUGACUUGGAUCAAAUGAAAUAAUAUCUGUAAAGAGUUUUGUAAAUCAUGACCAUUAAUGUUCUACUAAUUCUACAGACAAGCAGAAGGCAUAAAUUUGAAACUGGAAAGAAAAAAAGAAAUAAUGAGAAAAUUGGCAGGAUAGGGAUUGUUGAAACAGGUAGUAUGCAGAAGUAGUUUAGGAUGCUGGCACAGUAGACAUAAUGUGAUAAGAUGAUUGUCAUUGGGGAUUGAUAUCAGGUCCUAUCCUUGAGUAGAAAAAGUCCAAAACACAAAAAAGCAUCGGCCUCGAUGGGACAGUGACUGGUACCUAUGCCAUAGAAAAGAGUUGAAGUAAUGGGGUAUGGUUGAUUUAAAAAAGGGGAAAUUGGAGACAGACUAUUAAUGCCAAUUUGGAUUGCAUAAAGAGAUGUUGGGGAUUAUUGAGAGAUCCACAAACUUAUUAUAAGUGGGAAAGGUAACAGGGUAGUUGAAAAAGCAUAAUGCAUACUUUUUUUAACCCUUCCCUUUUAGCCAUAGAAUACAUACUGUGCAAUGGAGGUUAAAUGAGUGGCCUAGGGUUAUAUAUCUUUGAAUUAUUUGAGGUCAGAUUUCAUCCCAGAACCUCUGAUCUCUAGGCCUGGCUCUUAAUCCACUGAGCUACACAACUACCACAACCACCAAUGCAGUCUUAAGAGAAGCAUGUCCAUUUCCAAGAAUAAGGAGAAAGAUGCCCUUCUGUACUAUCAGAUGGCACUUGGAUUAUUGUAUUUGGUUCUAGAUGACUAUUUACAAGUGGCAACAGUGAACUGGGGAAUGUUCAGCCAGAUUGGUGAGGAGUCUGGAGUCUCUGAAGAUCAAUUGAGGGAACUACAUAUUAGAAUAAUGCCUGGGACUUCUACUGAGUCACAAUAGAGGGCUGCUAAAGAGUUGUAAGAAAGAAAGACUGCAACAUUAUCAAAGCAGGGAUAAUUAACAUUUAUUUUAUGUAGCACACAAGGUUAUCCUCAAGAAAAAGGUUGGGGAUGUAAUAUGGAGGCCUCGAAGGAGCAGAAGUUCAGACCUCUGAAUACCCUUCCUAAUGGAUCACAAACUGAAUGCUCCCAGGGGAUUGAAAAUCAAACUUAACAACAAGUCUGAGCCAAGGAACCAUCCUGCUGGACUUAAUUCAAAAGGUACACCCCCCUCCCCCCAUAAAGCCAGAAUCUGAGAACACUCAGGGUUAAGGGGAAGACUGAAGGAAGGUCCCAGGACCCAUCCGCCCACCCACCCAGAGUGCUGAGAUUCCAAUGGCAGCGGGAACUUCUGGGUGGUCAAAGGUGCUGGUCUGAAAGGCAUAACUUGCAAGCAGAGCUGUGCCAAGUUCAGAGUGUCCAACACAGAUGUCGGGGAAGGAGCUAGAGAGGGAGCAUAGACCUGGCAGCCUUGUCAGAGUGGUGGAGAUCCUCCAUAUUUGCUCCAGCCUUCCAGGAACUUUUGGACUCAGAGCACACCCACCCCAACUAAGCUGAACUUAAUCUCAUCAAAAGACUCCAGAGUUCAGGGAAACCCAAGCUCCAUAUCCAUCCUCAUUGACUGCUGGACUUUAAUGCAAUCAAAAGCCUCCAGAAGUCAGGGAAGCUCAAACCCCACCAGAGGCUACACUGAGAGAUCUCCUAUUAAAGCUCCAAGAGGGGAGACUGACUGAAGCCCCCAAAACCAAAAAAAAAAAAUGAGAGGAGUAAGAGCACAGACAAAUAUGGGGAGUAAAGAAGGGGUGAAUUUCAGCAAACAACAGAUAAAGAAGAAAGAAACUACAAUAGACAGCUUCUACUCAGCAAAUGGAACAGAGGGGGAGAGAUCAGCAAACGAUAAAUCAGAAAUCCCAGUGAAUUGGAUACAGGCUGUGGAAGAAUUCAAAACAAAAUCAAAAGAAGCUGAAGACAACUGGGAAAAUAACUGAAAAAUUAAGAUAAGUCAUCUGGAAACAGAGGCACUUGAACUAAAAUGAGAAAAUAGUGUCUUGAAAGCCAAAAUCAACCAGCUGGAAAAUGAGGCAAAGGAGAUGAAAGAUGAGGCAAAGAAGAUGAAAGAUGGGACAAAGGAGAAGAAAGACAAGGUAAAGAGGAUGAAAGAAGACCUUCAAAGAAAAUCAGAUCAGAAGGAAAAGGAGGACCAAAAAGCCAGGGAUGAAAUUCAGUCUUUAAGAAUCAGAAUACAACAACUGGAAUUAAGUGAACUCACAAGGAAACAGGACACUAUAAAACUAAACAAAAAGAAUGAAAAAAUUGAGGAAAAUAUGAAGCCUCUCAUUCACAAAACAGACAAUUUAGAAAAUCGUUUGAGAAGAGAUAAUUUAAGAAUCAUUGGUCUACCAGAAGACCAUGAGAAAAGAAAAAGCCCGGACAUAAAGCUACAGGAAAUUAUUCAGGAAAACUGUCACAAUAUCCUAGAACAAGAGGGGAAAGUGGAGAUAGAAAGAAUCCACAGAUCACCUCCUGUAUUUAAACCCAAACUGAUAACACCCAGGAAUGUUAUAGCCAAAUUUAAAAACUAUCAAUCAGACUAAAGAAAAGAUAUUACAAGCUGCCAAGAUGACGCCAUUCAGGUACAAUGGAAACACAGUGAGGAUAACACAAGAUCUGGUUACAUCCACACUGAAGGACUGAAAGGCAUGGAAUAUGAUAUUCUGGAAAGCAAAGAACUCUGGAACUAGGUCUACAACCAAGAAUCAAAUACCCAUCAAAACUGACUAUAUUCUAACAGCGGAAAGUAUGGUCAUUCAACACAAUAGAGGAAUUCCAAGCAUUUGUAAAGAAAAGAUCAGACCUGAACAGAAAAUUUUAUGUCCAAGCAUAGAACUCAAGAGAAUCAUCAAAAGGUAAUUAAAAAAGAGGGGGAAAAGAAAAACAAAAAAAAAAAGAAGAAAAACAUGUUUAAGAGACUCAAUAAGUUAAAAUUAUAUGUAUCCCUAUAAGAAAGAGAGGUCAUUGGUAACUCUUAAAAACUGUUGCUAUCACCUGGGCAGCUAGUAGAAUUACACUUAGAGGGAACAGUGACAAACUGUAUAGGAUGAAAGGACAAGACACAAUAGGUAUAUAGAUAUAUGCAUGCAUAAAUACAUAUACGUGUGUGUGUGUGUGUAUACAACCAGACCUAAAAAAAAUAGGUUAAUACUAAAAGAAACAGGAAAAGAAACAAAUGGGGGUAAAUUUAUAUGUCACAAAGAAGCUCAUGGCAGGAGGGUAGAGAACAUCGAUACACUGGAAGGGUAAAGAGGGUGGAGAUAGGAAUUACUCAUCGCUUAUGUGCUUUGAAACUGACCUAAAGAGGGAGGAAUAAUCCAAUUCAUUGAGGCAGAGAAUAGAUUUGCGCCCUAUAUGGA